Molecule: messenger RNA, 933 nt
Organism: Pipistrellus kuhlii (Kuhl's pipistrelle)
Lineage: Eukaryota; Metazoa; Chordata; Mammalia; Chiroptera; Vespertilionidae
Gene: DUSP19
Product: dual specificity phosphatase 19
Exons: 4
Coding region: 165-830 (221 amino acids)
Biological process (GO): protein dephosphorylation; regulation of MAP kinase activity
Cellular component (GO): cytoplasm
Molecular function (GO): JUN kinase phosphatase activity
Source: RefSeq, a predicted model, not a curated record
GGAGCCGGAAGUCCCUGUCUCCCGGGUGUUGCUGCUAUUGUGACCGGGAGGGCUGUGCGCUCCUGGGCCUCCACUUGUUACCUGAGCUCUGAGGGCCGAGCAGUUCAGCCCUGCUCUGUGCUGGCUGGGUUUGCCUGUAUUUGUUCCCAGUCACUGCUCAUGUAAUGCACUCCCUUAGCCAGGAAAUUAAAGCAUUCUCCCGGAAUAAUCUCAGGAAGCAAUGCACCAGGGUGACAACGCUAACUGGGAAGAAAAUUAUAGAAACCUGGAAAGAUGCCAGAAUUCAUGUUGUGGAAGAAGUAGAGCCGAGCAGUGGGGGUGGUUGUGGUUAUGUGCAGGAUCUUAGCUUGGACCUGCAAGUUGGCGUUAUUAAGCCAUGGUUGCUCGUGGGGUCACAAGAUGCUGCUCAUGAUCUGGAUACACUGAAAAAGCACAAGGUGACUCAUAUUCUCAAUGUUGCAUAUGGAGUUGAAAAUGUUUUCCUCAGUGACUUUAUAUAUAAGAGCAUUUCUAUACUGGAUCUGCCUGAAACCAAUAUCCUGUCUUAUUUUCCAGAAUGUUUUGAAUUUAUUGAACAAACAAAAAUGAAGGAUGGAGUGGUUCUAGUCCAUUGCAAUGCAGGGGUUUCCAGGGCAGCUGCAAUUGUAAUAGGCUUCCUGAUGAAUUCUGAAGAAAUCUCAUUUACCACUGCUUUUUCUCUGGUGAAAAAUGCAAGGCCUUCCAUAUGUCCAAAUGCUGGCUUCAUGGAACAGCUUCGUACAUAUCAAGAGGGCAAAGAAAGCAAUCAGUCUGACAAAAUGCAGGAAUUAGAAGGAGACAACAAUUCAUGAGUUACAUCCUAGCAGGUGACGGACAACUAGUUUCUCAGUUGACCUCUAUAACCACCUUUCUCCUUUUUUUAGAGAAUAGACUAAUAAAAACUUGUUUUGUUUU